Messenger RNA from Pseudogymnoascus verrucosus, 1734 nucleotides. RefSeq lists its product as uncharacterized. Gene Ontology annotation, cellular component: plasma membrane. NCBI's taxonomy places the organism in Eukaryota, Fungi, Ascomycota, Leotiomycetes, Thelebolales, Thelebolaceae. The coding region runs from base 145 to 1641 and encodes 498 amino acids. Gene Ontology annotation, biological process: transmembrane transport. The record is from RefSeq and is a predicted model, not a curated record. The transcript is spliced from 4 exons. Gene Ontology annotation, molecular function: transmembrane transporter activity.
AUAAGACAUAGACACCAUCAACCAACAGGUUUGAAGACUUAAGCGAGCCUGAUUUCUUUUCACCCCAUCCCCCAUGAUCGCCACACAACAGUAAAAAUACGUUCUACGACCUUUGGACUUCUCAAUCCAGCCCCCCCGACAGAGAUGGACGCUCAUGAUUUGGAAAAAGUUGCUGUUACACCAUCCUCAACACCAGUUGAGUCAUCGUCAUUCGAUGAAGCCUUGAAGCCCAAAAGCGCCAUUUGGCGCAAGAUUCUUGGAUGGGGCGUUGAGGAAAACGGUAUCAUUCCGGUACCCGUAGAGAAGAGGACAGAUAAAAGAGUCUUCAAUUUGUUUACAAUCUGGUUCACGGCAUUGCUAUGUCUUCUGCCAAUCCCGACAGGAAUGCUUGGAACACUCGCCUAUGGCCUGAGUCUUCGUGAUUCUUCGCUCGUUAUCAUCUUUUUCACGCUGCUCACUACCAUCGUGCCGGCGUAUAUGGGAACCCUCGGACCCAAGACUGGAAUGCGACAAAUGAUCCAAGCUCGCUACGCUUUUGGUUUCUUUGGCGUUAGUAUCAUCUUGCUUCUCAACGCUGCAACCAUAACUGGGUUCACUGUUAUCGCCGCUAUCGUAGGUGGCCAGACCUUGGCCGCUGUAAGUGACAGCACCAUCAGCGUCAACGUUGGCAUCGUUAUAACCUGCAUUAUCGCACUCGUCGUUUCGUUUAGUGGCUAUAAAGUUCUUCACAUCUACGAACGCUACAGCUGGAUUCCGGUCUUUGUAGCAAUCCUCGUUCUUGUCGGGUGCGGAGGCAAGCACCUCACGCAUCAAACUGUGCCAGAGGCGCCUGCUACGGCGCAGUCAGUUCUCUCUUUUGCAUCUCUGAUUGCGGGUUUUAUGAUUCCCUUUGGUGGAACUGUGUCGGACUUCGGUAUCUAUAUCGAUCCUUCUGCGUCGAGAUUGAAAGUUUUCACCUAUAUCUACACUGGGAUGGCGAUCCCCUCUAUCCUCCUCCUCAUCCUGGGCGCUGCCAUCGGCGGAGCUAUCCCAAACGUUCCCGAAUGGGACGCCGCUAACCUAGCUAACUCGGUUGGCGGUGUCGUGACGGCUAUGCUGUCUCCCGCUGGCGGGUUCGGCAAGUUCGUCGCUGUCAUCCUGGCACUCUCCGUUAUCGGGAAUAUCGCUAUUAGCAUGUAUUCCAUUGCGCUGAACAUGCAGAUGUUCCUGCCGAUCUUGACACGUGCACCUCGCGCUGCUUUCUCGAUUAUCACCACUGCAGUCCUAAUCCCAGUGUCCAUCGAGGCAGCGCACAGUUUCUUCGCAUCGCUGGAGAAUUUUCUUGGCAUAAUUAGUUAUUGGUCCGCCUCUUAUGUCGCGAUUAUGAUUGUCGAGUUUGCGUUUAUCCGUAAAGGCGACUACAUGUCCUACGACCACACGAUUUGGAGAGACUGGAGAAUGCUGCCUACCGGAAUUGCAUCGCUGGGUGCGGGGAUCUGCUCAUUUGGAUUGAUUGUCCCGUGUAUGUCGCAGUUGUGGUAUGAGGGCCCGAUUGCAAAGUCGACAGGUGAUAUUGGAUUCGAGGUUGCAUUUUGUCUGACCGCUAUCUUGUAUGUUCCUUUCAGACUUUUAGAGAUCAGGAUUAGAGGCGGUCGUUUGUGAGGCAUAGUGAAGGGUACGGACGGUGGAAGAGGCAUUGCUUCUAUAGCGCACGACGUAUACUAUAGAAAUAUACUAAAACAUCAAAUGAAGAGC